CCGGGCGUUGUCGACUUUAGCUAAUAGAAAGAUGACAUUUAUGGAGAAAAUUUAUGGAGAACCGAGAAUUAAUCUUGAGGAAUGGCAACAAUGGCUUCAGAUAGAAACGAUAGAAUUUUUGUUGAAAAAGCUGGAACACACCGCGAAUUAUCACCGUCAAAAAACCCGAUUAGAUUCAAUCAAAGACAAAUUUUAUAAAUUAAAAAAUAGUAAGAUAUAG
Molecule: messenger RNA, 220 nt
Organism: Meloidogyne enterolobii
Lineage: Eukaryota; Metazoa; Nematoda; Chromadorea; Rhabditida; Meloidogynidae
Source: the annotation of a GenBank genome assembly